Nanorana parkeri is the source of this 2622-nucleotide messenger RNA. It is a transcript of the gene CEP89, whose product is annotated as centrosomal protein 89. Lineage: Eukaryota; Metazoa; Chordata; Amphibia; Anura; Dicroglossidae. Gene Ontology annotation, biological process: cilium assembly; mitochondrion organization; chemical synaptic transmission. Bases 42 to 2543 code for a protein of 833 amino acids. The transcript has 18 exons. The record is from RefSeq and is a predicted model, not a curated record. Gene Ontology annotation, cellular component: ciliary transition fiber; centriole.
CGGUCUGUGAAGAGGGGGACACCCGGCGACAGCGCGGCACCAUGUCCUUCCCCUUCAGGAGGAGAGAAGCCAACCAGUUCAAGCACAUUGCUCAUGGCCUCAUCCCUGCAGCCACCGUAGCCCCCCGCUCCGCUGUUCCUCGCACCCCACCCCCCCGUAGCCCGAACCCCUCUCCGGAGAGACCCAGGUCCGCUCUUGCUGCUGCCAUUUUGAUGACCUCCCUAACCGGUCGCACGGUCGCCAUACCGCAGCCGCGCCAGAGAUCCUACUCCGAAACCGACAGCAUGUGCGUUGACCGAACGAGCCAGAUCGAACCCUACGCUUCAGCCUCGGAGCUCGGAAUAGCACAAAAUUGGAAGGACUACGCCAACCGGAAAAAGCAACGCUCUCCCGUCAUGUCCUCCCAGUAUGACGACGAUGACGGCACGGAGGAGCAAAUGUCGGAGAUCGAGAAACAAUUUGUUCAGCAAGCGUCGCCGAGGAGAGAUGAAAAUGUGGCAGCGGAGCCGAUCUACGCUCUUCCGCACAAGGGCCGCAAGAGACCUACAGCCUCUCCAGAGCAGGAGGAAAUUGAUGGCAGCGGAGCAACUUCUUCUGACAUGGACAAUUAUCAAGCCUUUUCAGAUCACUCUCCCGGAGAAGAAAGCAGAGUUGAUCCCGCUGCGGAGUCUCCGAUACCUGAGCCGGACCCAACAGCCCGCAGAUCCCGAGUGACCGAAGUGGUCAGAUCAGGUUCCACCAAUUUAUUGGAGGCUGUUACUCCCACUGGUGCAUCGGAGGCCGUAGGUCGCCCUGCUGUAUCGGAGGCGGUAAGUCACCAUGGUGUAUCGGAGGCUAAAGGUCGCCCUGGUGUAUCAGAGGCGGCAAAUCACUGUGGUGUAUUGGAGGCAGGAACUCGUGGCUCCCAUGAAGUAAACCAGGAGGAGAUCAGGCAGCUUCACACAGCAAACCAGCAGCUGACCAACAAGAAUCAUGAGCUGAGCAUUCAGGUGGAGGAGAUGAAGCAGCAGAUGAAGGCCUGGAGACUGAAGAUGAAGAAUCUGAAGAAUGAGAAGGAGCUGGAAGAAGCCUGGAAGACAUCCCACAUGGGAGCAGACGCGGCGGAACUGGUCUCACUCCAGCAACAGGCGCAAGAAUUGGUAGACGAGAAUGACGCAUUGAAAAUGACCAUCCACCGUCUCAACGUCGAGCUGAGCCGCUAUCAAACCAAGUAUCGCCCGUUAACCAAGGAAGAGAAUCUGAAGAUUGGUGGGUUACCUCCCAAAGGACCUCCACCGCCGUGGCUGCUGGAUAUGAAAUACCUGUCACCGCUCUUACUGGCAUAUGAAGACAGGCUGAAGGAAAAAGACCACUUGAUCCUGUCGUUCGAGGAGGAAAUAACUAAUUUUAAGCGCCGCGUCAAGCAGGUGAUUGAGGAGAAUGAGAGACUGCACCAGGUGUUGGAGCAAGAGAGACCCGUAAAUUCUAAGGAAUGGGAGAUGCUUCAGAGUCAAAAUAAACUCCUCUCUGAGGAGAACACAGUCCUGGUGGAGAAGCUGGAGGUUCAGGAGAUGAAGAGCCGAGAGAGUCAUGCAAAACACCUGCAGGAAGUCUCCCAAUUAACGAAGCAGCUAAUGACGCUGGAAGCUACAAACCGCAGCAGCGAAGAGGCGCUGUUAGAAACGCAGAAGCAGCAGGAACUUCUACGCUCCAAGUACAGCGAGCUGAAGGCGAACAUGGAUGGCAGCGUCGCAGCAGAGGAGCACGUUGCCAUGGUGAACGAAUUAAAAAGCCAACUGCGGCAGCAACAGGACACCAGCGAGAAGGAAGCGCGCGAGAUGAUGGACAAGAGCAGGGAUCUGCAGUCCCAGAAAAAAACCCUCCUGCUCCAGAAAAACGACUUGGUGGACGACAACAAGAUCCUGGAGGCUGAGCUGGAGGCCGUUCGGAAAUCCAAUAGGAAGAUGAAGAGGAGGGUCGGCCAGCUGAGGCAGCAGUUGGAGGACUCCAUGGAGAAGGAGGUGACGGCUCACCAGUAUCUGGCCAAUCUUAUCACUCUUGCAGAGAAUAUCACCGGAGAAAGAGACCAGCUCAUACACGUGGCUAAAGGCUUGGAAGCGGAAAAACAUGGAGUGUUAUCUAAGAUGAUGGAGGGCAGCGUACGUCUGGGAAGACUAGAAGAGAUGGUGAAGGUGUACAAGAAGAAAGCAGCCACCACGGUGCGAGGAAUCACUCACACACUGACAGAGCAGGAGGAAGAUUUUGCUGGGAAGGCAGCCCGCUACCAGCGUGAGAUGAAGCACCUCCACUGGCUCCUACAAGACAGGCAGGAAACGCUCAAUGAAGCCUUGCAGCAGAAGAAACGAGUAGAAGGUGAACUUGAAGUUAUCUGGGAGUCGGCGUCCAAUGAAAACCGACAACUGAAGGGACUCUUACACGACACUCUGAAGCAGACCAAGCACAUCGCCAGCCACUCGUCACCGGGCUUCCAGCACCACUCCGCCGUUGGCUUCAGUUACUGCGAAGUGAAUUCCUUCUCUCACCAGGACGAGCCGGCCAGCUAGACCCGAAGGCGAGCCUCUUAUCUCCGCCGUAAACCGAGUCCUAGUGAUAAAUCUCAGGUUACUUUUCUCAUUUCCCUGA